Molecule: messenger RNA, 4352 nt
Organism: Phycodurus eques (leafy seadragon)
Lineage: Eukaryota; Metazoa; Chordata; Actinopteri; Syngnathiformes; Syngnathidae
Gene: cplx3b
Product: complexin 3b
Exons: 3
Coding region: 457-927 (156 amino acids)
Biological process (GO): regulation of neurotransmitter secretion; neurotransmitter transport; synaptic vesicle exocytosis
Cellular component (GO): terminal bouton; SNARE complex
Molecular function (GO): syntaxin binding
Source: RefSeq, a predicted model, not a curated record
UAGUAACAAAUGGAAAAACGAUAGUGAAAAUUUGUCCGAAAAUAAAUGAAAAAUGUUCGGAUUCGGAUUGAAGGGCUUAAACUUCGACCCUUGCAACCUGGAAUCCAUCAGAAUCGAGAGCGCAGUAGAAUUUUUGUAUUUCAGUGUGGAUGGCCCAAAUGUUGUUGUUGGAGCGCCAAACUUGUUGACUCACAACCGCGCGGCUCGUCAGCAUCCUCCUCUUCCUCUUCCUCCUCCUCCUCCUCUUCCUCCAAUCCGAUUGCUUCUCCUGCUCGUGCACGCGCCGUUCAGCGGGGAAUCAUUUCUGCUCAUUUUCCAUCUUUUCUCCCGACCAUUGUGAGAUUUCCCCCCACCCCACCCCCCGCGCAUCUUUCUCGGCUGGAUUCCACAUAAGCUGCCAGCCUCAAUUUAGUAGCCCAACUUCACCACCACCCCAAAAAAAAAAAGUACUUGGAGAUGGCUUUUAUGGUGAAGCACGUGGUGGGGGGGCAGUUGAAGAACUUGACGGGCGGCCUGACGGAGGAGAAACCCGAGGCGGAGAAGACGGACGCGGCGGCGCAGGGGAUGACCCAGGAGGAGUUCGAGCAGUACCAGCAACAGUUAGAAGAGGAGAAACAAGAACGAGAGGCUAAUUUUGCCCAGAAGAAAGCCGAACGAGCCACAGUGAGGAGUCAUUUUCGGGACAAGUACCGACUACCAAAGAACGAACUGGACGAGACUCAAAUCCAGCAGGCGGGCGACGAUGUGGUACUGCCCACCGAGCUGGCCAAGAUGAUAGCUGAGGACAACCAGGAAGAGGCGCACAAGCAGUCUGUGCUGGGCCAGCUGUCCAGCCUGCAGAACGUCGAUAUGGACCAGCUGAAGGACAAGGCCCAGGCCACGCUGGAGGACCUCAAGAAGCAGACAGAGAACUGCAGCCUCAUGUGAUGUCGGAGAGCAAAGAUUUGUUGAAGGUGGAGCUUCUGGGAAGGAGGAAGAAGUAGCGCAAGUCUUUGUUUUAGUUAAUUUCAAGUAAUGCACAUUUUGAAAAAUUGUUAUAUUACUUAUCACCAUUCAUUUGUUGGAGUAUCACGCUUCCAGAAAAGCGAUCAUUUCGCUCACACAUUUUUGCAUUUUUAACAAAAUGAGUGAAAAGUCGAUGAUUUGUAACACUUUUUGGUACCCUGACACUGAGGUACCAACCCCAGUUACGGUACCUAAAGGAUGUACCCAGACACACAGCCGAGCACUGAUUGGUCAACAGAACAUUUUCACAAGAGGAAUCAUUUGGUUUACCUGUUUUUGCAUUUUCAACACAAUGGGCCUUAUUUUCGUGACCGGCAGAAAUCCGGUGCUGCGGGCAGCACAUCUAUGCCCCAGGAGUGGGUUAGACUGUUGUUGGUAAUUUCGUAGAGCAGCCUGGCGGAUCCGACAGUGAGUGGGCUGCACCUCUACGGGUGUGUUUACGCCCGACUUUAUUUGCCACCAAUCAAAGUGGCUACUCACACUCCCUUUAAAUGUGGCGCAAAGACAGUCUCGAGGGAGACAUCUCUGGGAGGAAGAGGACGAUGCGUAAUCGAAGCAAUCCAUGCGUGAGUGGAGCAUUGUCACUGCUCUUGGCCAGUGUGGCAACAGACAACGUGAGCGGGUAUACAGAAUGAGCUGGUGAUAACCGCUGGCGAAUUAAAUAUGUCCGCGAAGCUCAGAAUCUGUCUGACUGCGCCCCAAUCAGAUCCACCAAAAUCCCUUUAGACCAGUGGUCUACCUUACACCAAGAUUUGGAUGUGGCCAAAUUGUCACUCCGCGAGGCACACCCUCGCUGCGCCAGAACGCCCAGCUUGGUGUAGACCGGUCUGGCAAAUUGGAAAACAUGCGCAGCGAGCCUUGCAUUUGCAGGAAAAUCUAAAUCCUCCAGCAUUUGCGACCCGCCGCAGAUGUACUGUCUACUAAAAUAAAGCCCAAUGUGUGAAAAUGUGGUGAUCUCUUCCACGUUUUGGCACCCUGACACUGAGGUACCAACUCCAGUGAUACGUACUUAAUGGGCGGAGCCAGACACAAAGCUGAGCACUGACUGGUCGACAGAAGAAUUGCAUUCUCAACAAAAGUUAAAUAAUACUUUUUGGUAUUCCAACCCCAGUGUUAUGGUACCAACAUUUUCUAUCAAAAACAGUGUUAGAUAAGAGUCCCUUAAGCUUCCUUGGCCAUUUUUUGAGAAGCCUUCCUCUUUUCCCACUAAACUCAGAAAAGUCCAAUGUGGAUGGAAAUGUAAGUUCUACCUGGGACCACCUACACUAACCUGAGCAGCUAAUUUCAUUAACGAAAGUAUCCUGUUUGGAGGAGAAUUACAUUAAAUUUGGGGACUAGGGACGUUUUGCCAGGAUAAGCAUUUGAAAAGCACAAAAAUGACAACAUUAAUUAAAGACUUUGACAAAUGUUAGCACCUACUACUACCUGGAAGGACAAACCUUUUUACUCGUUUUUUUAAAUAAUUUAUUUUCCAAUAAUAACAGAUAACGUGCGAGCAAAUAAGCCAUGUGUCACUUUAGGGAUGUUACUGUGUGCAAUACAUGGGAGUUUUCAAUGAACUUCCUCUUGAAUAGACUCCUACUUUCUUUUUAAUUGAACCUACGCCGCAGGGUGGGAAAAACUUUGUGCUGCACAUGGAAGUGUCAUUAAAAUACUAGAUAUACAGUAAAUACAUGAAAAGCUGCUGAAAAGGUACAAAUGUAAAUGCUUUUAGAGGCCAAAGUGCGACAUGUCUGAAUAUUUGUGUCCUCAUAACGCCAAUAUUUACAGUAUGUAGUGUGUACGCAGUGAGCUCAUUGUGUGGUGCCGUUUCGUGCCGGUGGAUUAGGUGUCGUCAAGUCGAGUGGUGUCCUUGUGAACCUUGUUAGCGCAAACGCCGCCGCCUAAUGAUGUCGUUUUUGGAGGUGUCCGACUGUGGUGUUGUUGUUUGUGUACUCUGUGUAGCGAUGGCAAUUUAUGCUUCUCUGUACCACUUUACAAUAGGGAUAUCCUUAUUUAUGUGUUAAUAAUACAAUUAUAAAGCGUUUCUAAAUCAUUAAUAAGCAGUUUUCAGUGUUGCUUGCUGUCUUGCAAGAUGAUGCUAUUAGUAUACUUCAAUGUGGACUCACAAAUAUUAACCCUUACCCUGUAUCUUUACCCUACCCUAAUUUAUAACGACCCUAACCCCGUUCCAAAAAGUAGCUUGCCACUGAUGGGACAUUGUCGUUUCCUAGGAAUGUUGGAGAAGUGAUUACUUUAAAAUGUAAACACUUGCAAAGACAGACAUGAUCAGUGUCAAGAUGAAUGUCAUUAAUUAUAUUGAUAACAUGUAUUUAAAGGUCAUUUGAACAAAUUUACUAUUUCAGAAGUGUGUGUCAAAUUGGUAGACCCUCACAUUAAUAAAUAAGAAGACGUCUCAGUUGCAAAAAAGUUUGGUGACCCUAAACUAGGGAUGGGCGAGUACCGAUACCUGGUAUCGUAUUUCCAGGUGCCAGAAGCAGCCACCGAUACUCAGUCAAAAAAAUCUUACAAGUAAGUUUUCCUCGCCAGUAGUUGGCGCAACACUGCGGCUGUUUGACAUAUCUGUGAAUGCGGUAUCAAACAUCCCUACCCUAAACCUACCAUAACCCUACCAUAGCCCUUUCCUGCUCUGACCUCACCCUAACCUACCCACAUGCAGCAUCUGUUUAUGAAGUCUGAGUACAGUAUAACCUGUUAAUGAAUAAUCAUUAUUGGUACCCUUAUUGUAAGUGGUACCCACGUCUCCAACCCGCCUCGCUUUGUUUUGCCAAAUUUGUUAUAUGCGCUUUUAGUCUUUUUUUUGCAUUAAAAUUGGUGCGUGUGUGUGUGCGUGUGCGUGUGCGUGUGUGUGUGUGUUUGUAAGCAAAUGUGUUGUUAUCCAGUUGCAUUGAGGGGUAGUGCAAUAUGUUCAAACGUAUCGGGACUGUUGGAACCAUUCGCUUUCAUCAAAUUCAACCGAGCCACCCUUACAGAAAUGGCUAUGUGCACUGGGAUGUCCAAUUGAUUAAGUAAACAGUCAAAAGUUGUGUCUCAAUAUUUUUGUCGGUCAAAUGAAUGAAUGGACGCUGAGGAGAUCCUCAUUGCUGUGGUUCUUGUCAUGUGAUAGUGAUAGACAAGUAGAUGUUCCUCAUAAAAUAUACAAGAAAAGUAGCAAUAAGUCGUUUCCUAAUAUCGCUACAAGGAAAUAACCACUGUAAUAAUAAUGAAAUUAAUAAUAAUAAAGGGGGAAUGAAGCCAUAAGCCACGAGACUUGCUUGGUUUGUAUGAGCGUGUUUUGUUUUUCUCAUCAAAUCUGUCAUUCUGUCUCUGAUGGGAGUUUCAAAUGCAAUAAAAAUAUUUUCGGAUGA